AUGAGAACAGAAUUUGUGGAAAAUUUGGGACAGGGAGCGUUUUCAAAAGUCCAAAAAGCUAAAUUGAAAGACGGUUUGGAGUACUUUGAUUUGGAGAAAUCAAGCAGAAGCGAAAUGACUGUUGCCAUCAAAAAAUUGCGUGGUAAGAGGGAACUUCUUGUGCACAUAAAAUGAUAUUAUAGCGCUCAUUUAUCAAUCGUCUCACGAGACUCGCCUUGUUAUCAACGACGACAUUUCGGUCGCUUACUGCUGGUCUUCAUAUCACAACAUUGUACUGUGUUAUUUGGGAGAUACCUUAGCUGACUUAUGUUUGGUUUCAAAGGUGACAGCAACGUCCCUUAAGAAAUGAAUUUACGCACUUUCAAACUUUAUCGCGUCUAUUUGAACCCGCCUACUGAUUUGUCAAAUGUUGGCGAAUUUUACUGGAGUUGAAUUCUUAAGAUUUUUUCCUGGUUCCAAAAGAGAAAGGAAAAUUCGUCGGCGUAUGUUGACGUCCUCCUUAAAACUUCGCAUUGGGAGGUUUCACGUGGAAUGAAUACUUUCCAGAGGUUAGGAUAAGGCACUUCUUCCGAGGAAGGCGGUAAAUUGUCUUAAGUGUCACGUAAUCAAAAUAACCCACCGAUAAUAUUAAUCAACGAUCUGCUUUCUGUUAAAGACGGUGCAAGCGAAGAGGAAAAAAGGCAAUUCCUGGAUGAAAUAGAACUCAUGAAAGAGGUGGGGAAACAUCAGAACGUGCUGAGUUUCCUUGGCUGUUGGACGACAACGAAACCAUUUCUUUUGAUCAUGGAGUAUGUUUCUCAUGGAGACUUGCUUCGUUGGCUUCGCCGAAAAAGAAGUCAGGUAUUUCAGAUGAAAAAUAAAAUAAAAUAAGCUAUUGACCAUUUUAACACCGAUUUUUUUACCAAACGCCCACAUUUUCCUGCUUGAAUUUUGGUUCGAUUUUCAGACGGAUUUUGUGAAUACAUGAGAAUGCCAUACGCAAAAGUCGAGCUUAUCAACUUCUAUACUUUCAGUCGACGCCAUGUUGAAUUUCAAGCUCGAGGAAAGGGUUCCAAAGGAAUUGUGGAUGAAAAUAUCGGCUAAUUUAACUGGUUAAUGUUUUACAUUUGGCGUAUUAAUCCGCGCGCAACAAAAAAUGUCAGUACACACGAGGGCGCGUUUUCAAGUUCGCUCAAUUUGCCCUGGGAGCUUGCUCCCAAAUAUUCAACUGGUUAAAUAUCGUGGAGAAUUUUGCGGGUUGGAAAUUCUGCUCCCGAGGAUGAAGUAUACCCAUGAAAUCGUUGGUACACCCGGUGGAGCUUUGCUCCCGGAGCGUUCCCCUAGAGCAUGCUCCGGGAGCAAAAUCCCUCGUGUGUAUCGGUCUUAAUGGAAAGAGAUGCUACAGCAGCUUUAAAUCGAGCCGGUACUCAGUACUUAUGUCGUGCUGCCACUUUCAUGAAUGUACAGUUAAAUCCCGCUUUACACACACCCGGUAAUACGGACACCUCAUUAUAACGGACAGCUUGCUUGGUACCUGGGAAAAGAAACUCCUUACAUCUUCUCUAAAUUCAACCCGCUUAACACGGACACUCCGUUAAUAUGGACACUUUCCAUGCUCCCUCAGUGUCCGUCAACGGGGUUUGACUGUAAGAUGCAGUAAUAACGUAUAAUGUUUAAGCAAUAUUUAUUAGAAAGAAUUUAAACUGAAAUUCAUUUGGAUAAAACGGACGGCAUAGGCAACUUAUUUAUUUUGUGGUUGCUGUCGUUAUUACCUUCACAGAUAAGCAGUUCGACCCUGAGAAACGCAGAGGCCAGUUUGAAGAACGAAGAACUGUAUGCCGGAACAAGGAAACAGAGUGUCACUGCUUAUCAGGUAUGGAGCUACUUGGGCAAACUAUCACAAUAAGAAAAACACCCUGUCCAAAUAACCACAACGAAAAAAUCUAUGGAUGCUGCUUCUCAAAGACACAAAAUUAUGCUUCACUGUAGGUUUACUUUGAGAUUGGUCUCUUCAUUCGUCAUGACAAGUUGUUUAUGUGACUACGGUAAAUAGCUAAAGCUCUACGAUCAUCGUCAAAAGUGAUAGGAAGGCUUCUACUUUCUACCCCCUGUCCCUCGCCCAAUGUUGAACAAAACGUAAGUGUUUAUGCGCUUAAUUGUUGUGUUAUAAACCCAACGUUGAAUAGGGGGAAAGGACGGGGGGGGACGGGGAAAAUUUGGCGGGAAGGAAAGCCAUCUUUCGUGAGGAUUAGAAUGAACUGCUUUAAAGCUGAACAACCUUCCCAACUGCUUUUAUCAGGGAUUGUAGAUUCGACAGAGCUACCACGCACGUUCGCAGGAAAGGAAGAAAAUACAAACAAUUUUCCCGCUCUAUUAGGUAUUCGCCGAGUCAUCUGGACUUUCUCGGGUGAGGGUCUGUUUCCUGUGGCUGUAUCUAUUUUCCUCAAAUCAAAUUACUUCUCUGCGUCAUUGUUGUAUUUCGCUACUUCUCCGGGCUAAGAUUUAUGGUGACUUACAGUUUUAAAUUUUAGCAGGGACCUUGAUCUUGCUCUUGAUCAUGACUUUAGUAUGUUGUGGCAUAGGAAAAGAAGACUGGAAGACAGUCAAGUUUUGUAAGCGGACAGGGUUUUCUAAGUCAGCUCUUUAUGAGUUAUACGAACAAAAAGUUGAUACUGAUGACGAUGAAGAAUGUACAAUACCCAUUAUUGUAUUUUCCACAUUAACUUAUGUAAAGGAUAAAUUUGCUUUUGGCUGAAAUAUGUCGCAAAAAUAGCACAGUGAGGAGUACAUCGGGGGAAAAGAUGGUAAAUAGCACAUUUGCAUACGAAUCUACACCGGGUGGUAUGUAAGGGACAAAUGUCGCAUUUGCCAUCUUUUCCUCAGAUUUACCCUUCCGUUUUCACAUUUUUGCGACAUAUUUUCCAGAAGCAAAUUUGUGCAAAUGUGUUUCUUUUCGUCCAGUUGGAUGAGUUGGCAGAAAACACUGGGGACGAGUGUGACUACGACUGCGAAUCGUUCAUUCCAUUUGAUCUCAUGUCAUUUGCCCGGCAGGUUGCCCGUGGAAUGGUAAGGAAUGUUCUGUCUUUGGUUCGGUAAAGGCAAGUCGAAACUGAAUGAGAAAGAGUUGCAAAGACCUCGGAAACUACUUUGAAAACCCGCUGAUAGCAAGUUCAUGAACAGAAAAAGUUGGUCUUAAAAACAAAGUUUCUCCUUGUGUCUCUAAACUCUCUUCUUGGUAUCUGGCACGUUUAAAAACUGUAUAUUAACAUUAUCCUGUUUAUAAAUUGUUUGAACAUGCAACUUACUAGAACAGUCUGAGUGUUUAUUCAAAAACAGUGAACCAGGUUCGUGUCAACACCAUUUUCGAUUUUAUAGAACAUUUUAACCCUAUUCAGACCGUUUUAAUUCUUUUGUUGUUUCCUGCUCGAAAAUCGCUCAUGGUACGGCCACCAAAAUUGCACAUAAUAACGUAUACAUCGCCUAAACGAUUGACAUAAUGACGUAAUCUCACGUCAUUGUAAUGUCAUAUUGUUGAAUUUAUUGGCGGAAUCCAAAUUUCAUCAAUUUUCUCCUCUUAAGGUAGACAUAAAGAAAAAAAUACUUAAAUAUGCGUCUGAUAAAAUCAAGAUAUCAACUAACACAUGAUCUUAUUAUGACGUUAUUUAUUAUUAAAGAAAGAACUUGAACCAUCUGCCAUCUUGGAACCCGCCAUUUUGAAUAAAUCAAAUGUAUAUCAAUUUACCUAAAACUAAUAUAAAUGAAAGUAAUUGUGAUAGACUGUAGAAUGCAAAACAUCUGCAAGUUAUGAAAUUCUUUAAGAGAAAUAAACACCAGUACUGCUGAAAAUUGAACUCAUCGUCUGCCAUUUGUUCAUUGUGAAUUUUUCUCAAAUUUGUAACUAAAAAGCCUAGACUACAUAAACAGUUUUAACCAAGUAAACUAGAAAAGAAAAACCUUUUUUCAUAGAAAUAAUGCAAAGUUUUAAAUACAAAGGCUGUCAAAAUUCGGAUGCCAUGGCGACGUCAAUGUUGACAUAUACAUCACGACGACUUGGAAAUGUUCCUAGAAAAGAUUUUGAACGGUUUUACCCUGUUUAUGUUUUUACCAAAGUAAAAAUGACAUGCUAACAAAUGUAGGUUGUUGACGCAAGAAGGAACUUCAUAGGAAACUGAAUUUAGGAAUCACUGGGAAGACCAUAGCCUACCCCUGGCUUCCCCACAAAAUAACACCUGAGAAACGAGUGCAGAAAUUCCCAGAUCUUGGUAAUGCCUCUGAUUGGUCGUACCGAGUGGGAAAUUUGCUUCAACCAAUCAGAUCUGGGAAGUGACGCGUCAUCAGUAUGGAAUUUCUGCGCUCGUUUCUCAGACGUUAUUUCGCGGGAAUGGUGGCUUAGCCAAUUUCUCGGGCCAGGAAGACCGUAUUAAGGCACGUCUUAAUCACUGUAUUCGAGGCAGUAAUGCCGCCUUUAAAUGGGCUUAAAGUCUGAAAAUGACGGCUUGAUAUUGUAUAGAAGAAUUUAAGUACUUUUGCUUUUAAGUGGUAGUGACAAAACAAACCUCAGAGGUUCUCGUUUGCAAGAAAUCCUUAGUCCCGAUAUCAUUAUCUUAAGAAACUUCAGCUGGCGGAUAAAGCCCAGUAAAUUAUACAUGGGCAUUUUAACUACGGUAGAUUAAACUGGCAUCGGAUUAUCCUUUAAAUUAAAUAUUUGCAAUUUUCAGAGCUACCUGGCAGAAAAAGGCCUUGUUCACAGAGAUCUAGCCGCGCGAAACAUCCUUGUGGCACACGGUAAAAAGCUUAAGAUUGCUGACUUUGGCUUGAUGCGGGAAUUACAUCGUGGGAUGUACGAAGUGAAAAGGCAAAAGAGACUGCCGAUCAAAUGGAUGGCCCCAGAAUCACUGUAUGAACAAAUUUUCAGUUGCAAGAGUGAUGUGUAAGUAAAAAGUAUAACAUAGUCUACACACUACAGAGCAGAGAUUAGAUCGGUAAGAUCAAGACCAACCCUAGUGAAAAACCAAACCUGCCGUUUUCAGUUCUUCCACUUUUUUCAUUGUUUUCACGCUUUUCUUUAUAUUUUGAAAGUAAACGGAUAAUUGAGUAUGGUACGAAAAAAGCCAAAAUACUGCACUGGUAUCAAGUGUGAAGCUGGCUUUCAACCUUAAGUAGGCAAGACCCCAUUUAGACGGGUCCGGACAAAUUUUUGAUCACACAGUUCUAUCUAGGAUUUUUACGUUUGGGGGAGAAGUCCCGAGUGGCCUAAGGCUACGAGCUCAGUCCUAGGGGGAUCUGGGGGCAUGCCCUCAGAAAUUGUUUCAGAUGAAUAUGCGCUGAGAUGCAAUCUGGUGCAUUUUGAGACACAAUUGUGUCCUUAGACAAGGAUUACUUACUUCAUUUGCACUGAUCUCGUCCCGUCUGGAUGAUUCUCCGAUAUAGUUACUUCUAUACUGUAAUAAUAACAAUAUUUUUGGGGGGAAGCUGGACAUUUUGGGGAGAAAGCUUCUACCCCUCAAAUACCCUAGAUAGAACCCUGGAACGGACAAACUCUUGUACGAGUCCGCCUCUCCUUUACACGGAACCUGCCAGGACCGGCGGAUACGCGCACGUUCUUGAACAGAAAAGAGUACUAAGAUUUGUGGUUUGUAUAAACGGGUUACACAGGUAAAAAUUCGCCCGUUCAAAACUUUGUCCGAAGCCCUGUAGUGAGAUAUGUCCAGAAAUGCACUCAUUGGCGAAAACGGCACAAAUAGCGAUUAAUCGCCAAAAUCGCCAAACUGUAAACAAAAAUUCAAAUGAGAUGGCAAAGGGGCCCUUUGGAGAGUGGCAAUUUUGGCGAGAAUGGCGUUUUGGCAAAAAUGGCAGAAAUGGUGGCAAUCGCCAAAAUCGCCAAACUGUAAACAAAAAUUCAAAUGAGUUAGCAAAGUGGCCCUUUGGAAAGUGGCGAUUUUGGCAAAAAUGGCAGAAAUGGCGAUUAAACGCCAAAAUCGCCAAAUUGUAAACAAAAAUUCAAAUGAGAUGGCAAAGGGGCCCUUCGGAAAGUGGCGAUUUUGGCGAAAAUGGCGUAUUUACAAAAGGGAGAGAGUGUUCGUUAAGCCAACCAAACCAAAUUUCAUGACCCACAGCUAGUCCACUAAUUACUCGAGGAGAGACCCACCAAGUCCUUGAAAUGAUACUGACUAAUUCCUUACCACGGACACUCUAACUUUUGAGGUUCGAUGUAGACCUAAACAAUCGACUGCUAAACGCGAGGAACCGUGCGUUUCGCAGCCGGUUUUGAUUUAAGCUGCCUCACAACUUAAUGGAACCGAUGUUAAGAGAAUUGACACCAAUGAGGAUUCAGGGGCACCCAACAGCAAUUUUCGGGAAAAUAUCUGUUCGGAAGACGAUUUGAGAACUAGAAUUUUCGGAACAUUUGUUGUAAAAUUUCUUGCUUGCCUGCCUCUCCUAGGAUUUUCGAACAUCUACAAAAUGGUAUAAUUACCAAUUUUAAACGGAUAUUUACCCUAAAAAAGGCCGCCUAGAAUUUUCGGGAACCUUUUCCUGGCUGAAAUUUUCGAAAAGGUGAGUUUUGAUCCCUAUAAUUUUCGGAUCACUAGACUUUCAGCUAGGAAAUCCGAACAGAUGAAAAGUUUUUAGGGGAUAAAAAUAUGCCUAUAUCUACCGUUUAAAUACUAAAAUACGUUCAACAAUGCUAUGUUAAGUGGUUUUGAACUAUAACCUCGUUGGGUGCCCCUGAGGAUUGUUUAGGUCUACAUCGAACCUCAAAAGUUAGAGUGUCCAUGGUAAGGAAUUAUUAUCAUUUCAAGGACUUGGUGAUUGUCUCCUCGAGUAAUUGGUGGAUUAGCUGUGGGUCAUGGAAUUUGGUUUGGUUGGCUUGAACGAAUACUCUCUCCCUUUUUUAAGGCUUUGAAAGGAAUAAACCAUAAAAAAGCAAAUGAUGCUAGUGUGAUAUUUCAGUGCAUCACAUUACUUUUGGUAAGUCAAGCGACAUCAGUUGUAUUUGAUAAAUGUUGCCUCACAGCUAUUGGGGCCUCUUAUUAGGCAUGUAAUUUGAACUUAUUUUUAGUAAUGUUGCCUCACAGUUAUAGGGACGUCUUUAGUUAUCUAAUUUGACGGGGCAACUUUUGACAUCCAAUUUGAAUAUUUGCCACAUUCUAGAUAUCGCCAACCCCUUGGUGAUUUUCGCCAAAAUCGGCAGUCUCCUAGGGGUCGGGACGUUUAUCGCCAUUAUCGCCAGCCCUCUGGCGAUUUUCGCCAAAACCACUAAUUUUGCCAAAAUUGCCAGUCUCCAAGGGGCCUCUUUUGACAUCCAAUUCAAAUCGCCAGAGGCUGGCAAUUUUUCGCCACUUUUGCCAUUUUCGCCAUUGCAUGCAUUUCUGGACAUAAGUGAAACAAACGGACAAAUAUACUAGACAAAUAAAACAAGAAUUUCCCUAACCAGACAGUGAUCAGUUAUGGAUUCACACCCCCCCGAUUUAUCCAACAGUAGUUUUCAGUGGUGCUCUGUAAAUUCAUUUUCUUUUCUGCAGAGGGUCUCGUGUCUUUUUGUUUUUCUUUGUCUCUAAGAUAGUCUAAAAUUGAAUAACUUUAUGAAGAGUUACAAAAUCCAUGCACACGGAUAAAUCACUAUCCACUGGAUAGCGCAAUUGGUUUCCCUAACACUUAUCCGUUGGAAAGUGAUUUAUCCGGUGGAUAGCGUUUAAUCCAACUUUUGAACAACUGGGGCCAGAUGUCAACGUGCAGGAUCUUGACAUCGAUGUUAGUGCACUCAUAUGUUUUGUGAUUCUUGCGUUAAGUUGCUGUUGUUGUUUUUUCUUUUCGUUGUGAUAAAAUAUAGUUUGAAAACAAAACUGAUGAAUUCGCUUUUAAAUGCUAAAUAUCAAAAACUUGAGAUAACCAUUAUAUUACUUUUUUUUUCACAGUUGGUCGUUUGGAGUUGUCAUGUGGGAAAUAGCAACCCUUGGUAAUGUUACAAAAUGACAGGUUCUUUUUAGCAAAUCGAUACACCCACUAAGGAAAAAAAGUCGAGAGAGGUUGGAGCCCCUUGAAUGUUUUGCUACGUUUACCAUGUUUUGCUACUGAUUAAGAGUUUAAAAAGUAGUCCAUCUUGGGUUCCUCAAGAUAUUAUAAAAAGCAUUGGCUAUAGAGAUCCUGGCAACUUGUACGUUAUUCAAAAUGACCACCAUCUUGCAUUGUACUGAUAACUUCGAUUUCUGCAAAUAGUUAAGAAACCAGAUUACAGUGUAGUAGGGGGCUCCUGAAUCCUGAGUGCAGUUUAGAAUCUAAACUACUCGAAUUCUCUUAUUAGUUUCGCUUGCGUUAGCAAGCCCUUUUUUCUUCGUAUUUAGUACACAAAAAGGCGUUUGUGUUCCCAGGUGUUCCUACUGCAGACCGUGGAAACUGGGACUAAGAAUCAUUGGUUGACCGAAGCCACGCAUGUUUUGCGACGAAAAGCUAAGAAAGAUUAAAUUUAGAGCUUUUCUAAAAGAGGACGGUCCAUGAAUUUGGAACUUUGGAACAAGUGAACACUACAGUGGCCGGAAAAAAAGAACAAUCUUUUUAAAAUUAGCAAAACCGGGAUGGUUGAGUGUUGUAAACUUUCAUUGUAUGCAAAUGGGUCUUGUGAUGAGCAUGCGGUUUAUUCAAUUUUCGGCGAUGAUUGAAAUGAUGUGCCAUGUAAAUCACUUUUGUGAUCUCUGGCGAUGAUGUAAUUUUUCUGGAAUGGAGGCUGUUGAAUUUUCGUUUAUUUAUACACGCGUAUAGCCUGCGACCGCAUACGUAUUUCCGGUCGUCACUAACACGCGUUCUUUAGCGAGUGAAUCCUGUUUCGUGAAGAAUUAAUCACCUCCUCAUUUCUCGAUCUCAUCUUCAAGCAAGCGAGACUUACGCCGGUGUAAGAGCGUUCUUUUUAAAAAAAUUGUCAUAGUCUAUAGAGUUUAUACUUUUCUCUUUUUUUCUCUUUUAACCUAAAUUAAACUGUAAUUUAAUCAAAGGGCAAGUAAUUAGUUUAACUAUAUCCUGCCCUCUCCAUUUAUUCUUGUAACCUGAUAUUUAAUUUUACAAAUAGCAUCUUCAUCUUCAAAUCUUGUAAUACAAUAUAAAUGGCUUGUAGAAUAAAUAAAUGGAGGAAAAAAACUGAAACUAAACUAAGGAAACAGUGUUUCUGGCACAUUUUCAUUACUCUUCUUUGUCUCGAAAAAACUUCUAGUCUUAAUCGGGUACAAAAUUAUGAAGAGUUCAUCAAUGCGUAAUGACUAUUCCGGGAAUAAUCAAUUUUUGGUCUAUACUUUAUAGGUGGUUCGCCGUAUCCGCUAUUAAAUAACAUCGAUGUCAUGAGACGUCUAAAGACAGAAUACCGCAUGGAAAAGCCCGACUUGUGUCCUGAUGACCUGUAAGUUUUUUUAAAAAAAUGUUGACUAGCGACGGAAAAAAGGAUUUUUUUCCCUUUAUCUUUCUUGUUGGUAGUUCACUGACAACUCCAUUAUAACAAAUAGAUUAUACGUAGACUGGACUAUAUAAUGAUUUAGUAAAAUCCAACUAAAGGUCUAUUAUCAAUGCUGCGUUCUGAUUGGUUGAGCUACUACUGGGCUAUAUGUUAUAGCCCACCAGUAGCGAAAAGCGUUGGCUUUGAAAACCAAAACAAUGGCGGCUGAAUUGCGUUUUGCUAGCUAAUUAUUUUUUAUUCUCGAUAUUUUUGACCAACUAGUUGGAUUUUGCUAAAAAAAUUAUUCCUCUUGCCUUCAUGGCCUCUGAGUCAAUAGCCCAUUUGGCCUUCGGCCUCAUAGGCUAUUGACUCAGAGCCUAUUCGGGCUCUAGGAAUAACUGUUAAAUAUUUUUUCGAGAUCGCAAAUGGAAGUCUCGUGACAAUGAAGUCGAUUGGGAGUACCUCCAGGCUGCAGUGCGCGCAGUGUGCGACGCUUCACAAAAAAAUUAUUCCAGCAACUCUUAGACAACUUAAAUUUCUCAGUAAUUAGGGUAUAACAUAAGCGUCGACUGAAGACUGGAUGUUUAAUACGUAAAAAAAGUUACUUCUUGGAUGUUUCCGAAAGGCUUUUUAACUCUCCGUAUUCACAAUUAUCCCCCACACAUGCUCCACGGUUGAACUUGCGUGAUUUGAAAAAAUGAAAAUAUACAUGCAGAAUAUAUAUAUGGGUUAAACGUAAAGCAUGAGCUCGUGGGUUGGUGUAUGCGUGCCCCUUGCUUUGAUUUACUGGUAAUUCGUGAUCCACCUUCCCCUCGCAUGUCGUGGUGGAACUGCUGUGCGGUUCCCAGCCAACAGCUCCCACUUGUGUCGUGUAGAGCUGGCGCUUGAUAGACUGCUUUGCACUCACCUCCUCAGUAAGGAGUUUUGAGACACAGGUUUUCCCCGUUCACUAACCCAACGGCUGUGCCACGCAGGUGGGACCCAAUACGGGCGAAAAAGCUGUCUGGGGUUGCCACUGCCCCUGAAAUCUUUGCUUGUUGGCACUUAGCGAUAGCUAUAACUAGCAAUAAUGAUAAUAAAAAAUGUAAUUGUCACCGUUCCUUUAUAAAACAAUGUCUCUCACAGUCCUUGGUCAAGCCUGUUGGGCUCUACUACUUGUCUGUCUCUCCGGGUCACAUAUGGGGUUCCACUGCUCUCUUUGGGAAGCUGGGAGUGCUGCUCUUGUGAUGGUGGAUCUGGCAGCACUGCAGGAGGUGCAGCUUGAUUAGACUCUUCCUUGGCAACCGUCAGGUUUGCUCUGUUCUCUAAUGACAGUUCAGGAUUUAUCUCUUGUUCCGGGGCGGGACAAACUCGUAGAUACUGUCUGUUACGGCGGUAGUUUCUUCCGUCUUCAGUUUGCACUACAUAAGAUCUUGGGGUGUGGUGUUGUCUUAAAACUGUUGCUGCUCUCCAUAGCUUGCUAUCCGUCUCAGGCUGCAUUCUCACGUUAGUACCCUGUUUAAGUUUCUGCAUACUCUUGCUGGCAUGGCGGUCAUCGUUCCUUUUCUUUUGUUCUUUAGUCUUCUUCAGGUGUUUGGAGAUUUCAUUCUGAUUGUUGCUGGUUGGAGUAAGCAAACUUUCCAUCAUAGGCAGCUCAUUUUUCAGUAGGCGUCCCAUAAGUAGUUGCGCUGGUGACAGCCCGAUGUCUGGCAAUGGUGAUGUUCGAUAAUCCAGCAGGGCUAGGUACUUUUCAUCAUUAUUUCGGUACAGGUUCCUUACUGUUUGAAUCGUUCUUUCAGCUUCGACAUUGGCUUCUGGAUAAUGCAGUAAGCUGGUUGUGCGCUUGAACCCCUAAUCCUUUACGAACUCUUUAAAUUCACUGCUAGUGAACUGGGGGCCAUCAUCUUAGACUACUUCAGGUGGGAUACCAUGGGCUCCAAACUGCCUCUUCAGCUCUUCUACCACAGCGCCACUUCUUAAGGAUUUCAGCUUAGUGACUUCCGGGAAAUUGUUACGGUAGCACCCAGAGAGUAAAUAAUGUUCUCCGCGAAAUUCAAACAAAUCUGUUUCGAUCUUCUUCCACGGAAGUGAUGGUGGAAUAGUAGGUUUCAGAGGCUCUCAGGGCUGCUUAUUAGCGUAGUGUUCGCACACACCAUAAUUGGUCACCAUCUGCUCAAUGUCCACUGACCGACAUUCCAGGCCAAAAUAGCAUAUCCCGGCCUCUCUGUCUGCACUUGACUUUCCUAGAUGCCUCUUGUGAAUCUGACGAAACAUUUCAGCUCUCAUGCUUUUUGGGACUAUCAGGCGAGUUUCUUUGAAGAGAAGUCCAUCUACUGCUGCAACUUUAUCUCGAAAUGACCAGUGGGGUCUUGCUUCGGUAGGAACUUGCUGCUUAGUAUCUGGUCACCUAUUCGUCACCAUGGUACGAACUGCCUGCAACUCAGCAUCCAGUUUGCUUUCUUUUUUGAAUUCUUCAUAUCGCUCCUCCGAGACAGAUAGGACCAGGUUUAUUUCUUGAAAGGCCUCCUAUCCUUCCUUCUCAGCACUUGGUACAGCUGCUCUGCUUAGGGUGUCUGCUACAAUUUGUUUAUUCCAAGGAAUGUAUCGGACUUCGACGUCAUAGCCACGCAGAUUGAGGAUCAUCUUCUGAAGUCUCAAUGGAAGUUGUGACAAGGGUUUUGUGCUUUUGCCUGCAAGGACUUGUGGUCUGUUUCAACAACUGUACUUCUGCUAUAUAUGUACUGGUGGAACUUGCGACAAGCAAGCACAACGGCUAGCAUCUCGGCUUCGAUGGAAAGCAUAACAUACAGGCUUACUGUCUUGCAAGAGCACAGCCCCGAGCCCCUUGACACUUGCAUCGCACUGAAUUACUACCGGUUUGGUUUGGUUUUACUGAAGCAUAGGUGCUUGCGAUACGAGUUGCUUAAUCUUCAUGAAGCUGUCUUUCUGCGGAAGGUCCCAAUGAAACAACACAUUUGACUUACCUAGUUCUUGCAGUGGAGCGACUUCACUUCACAGGCUUGGCAGGUACGGGAUCAAGAACUGCACAAAUCCAAGGACUCGUUUUGCAUCUCCUUUGCUCUCUGGUUUCGGCAUCUCUUGAAUUGCUUUUACCUCGUGGGGUCAAUCUUAAGGCCAUCAGCUGUCAGGAGAUGUCCCACGUAUAGAACUUGUGUCUGACGGAUCUUGCAUUUCUCUGUGCUAAGCUUUAAGCCUUGCUUUGAUGCUCUGUAGACCUUUGCUGACAUAACAUUGGGUUUCGCACCACUAUCCAGCUGAAAUCGUAUCUGAGAAUCUUUUAUUUCGGCGGUUACAUAGAACUCCUCAUCUUCCUUCACAUGCUUGAUUUCAAUGAGUAAACAAAGAGGGUAAUUCUUACUCACUUUCUUCUUCUUCUGGAUCAGAGUCCUCUACUUCUUCAAGAUUGUGGAAUUCUUUUGAUCUGCAGGACUUUGUAUCUUCUUACAGAGUCCGCACUUUUGUCCCAUUGCUGGUCAUUUUUUAUGGGUCUUAUCAUAACCACAUCUACCACAUUUAUCUUGCUAGUCUCAGGUUUCUUCUCUUUACUUUUAAUUCGUGGACGCAUUUGUUUUGCAUGUUUCUUCUUUUCUAUGGUAUUCACAGUUGGCUUCACCCUUCGAUAGUUUUUUCAGGCUGUUUAAAUUCAUUUCGUGGUUUCGACCAAUUUCAACCGCUUUUUCAAACGUCAAUUCUUUGGCCAAAUCGAGAUACUUUUCAGGAACUUUUGUGGACUUACGGCGGAAAAAGAUCGCAUCACGAACCAUACGCUCCUCUUCUUGAUAGUCACAAUCUUUGACGAAAAUGUUCAGAUCUUUCGCAAAGGAUUCAAAACUCUCGCUCUCUCCUUGGUGUCUUUCAUUGAAUUCCAAGGCAACCAUAAUGUGCUUUUUUUCUAAGCGCGCAGUACUCUUCAAACUUCUGCAGCACUACCUUCAGUUUCAAAUCGUCUUCGGGCUUUGCGAAUGCGAAUCCUUCGAAUAAAUCUAAUCCUUUGUCACCUACCCACAACCUUAAGUAGCUUACUUUCACGCCGUCUUCUUUGUCGUGCAGCGGACCAUCGAAGAUACAAGAGGCUUGUUGGCAAAAACGAGCCAUUGUUGGUGUAAGUCUUGUCAUCUCCGGACUCUUGUAUUUCGCUAUUGUCGUCGAAUUUCCACGCACUACACACGAAAACAUAAUUGAUGGGAAUACCCCGUCCUUUUUCGGGGAAAUGUCAGCUCGAUGGCUGAAUUGGGCGAGGAUUUUCUAGUUCUCUCUGACAGCAUGUAAGAUAAUAAACUAGUCAAGAUGGCCGACAGUGAAAGCAUGUGUAUUCCCAAAGUCAGUCACGUGACAUAUAACAAAUGACUUGCUUGGGAGGGGAAAGUCUUUCACGCAAUACAUUUAUAAUAUCAUAUAAUCCAUGUAAUAUAACAGAUUUCGAUUAAGUUCAAUCUGUUUAGGUAUCCGUCUUUAAAACGGUUAAAAAAUGUUAGGCGUGUAAGCAAAAAUUACCUGUCAGAUAGAAAGGACACCUAAAGUUGUUUUUCUUUAAUGAUCUUGUUUAAACGCCGACCACUUACUUAGUGGUGGUCCAGUUCAACGAUGCUGAAGGAAGAGUUGUAUAGAUAAGUAGCUGCUCCGAUAGCUGUAUAGCUAUUUAAAGUCUUUUACCUUAUUAUAAUUUAGAUAUGGAUCGAUUUGUCUUUUAAUUUGCCGGGAAAUGAGAUUAUUUUAUACGUAAUUAUGACGAACUAAAAAGCUAAUGAGGAAUAUCUGAGGCUUUAUAAUACAGCUAAGCUUCCCCAACUAAUGAUAAUUUGUAAUUUAACGUAUAAACUUAAAAAAACGUUUAUGAUGUGAAAGCCUCAUGGAUUCUUUACGGAUAUCAAAAGACAGCAUCGACGAUUAAAACUAGACUGAUUUUGUCCCUAUACUUUCUAGUUAUUCCUUGAUGAAAGACUGCUGGAAACAGAACCCUUAUGAGCGACCGAGUUUUCCAGAAUUGGUGGAAAGAUUAGAACAACUGAUGCUUCAGGAGGUGGAAUAUUUAGAUUUUAACUUGUUGGACGAGACUAAAGAUUACUAUCAGGUGACAGAGUCAAGUACGGGAGAAAUUGACGACGAGGAGAUGUCUAUUGCAUAGUACUCCCCCAAACAUGAAUACAUGAAAUAGAUCAGCU
This is a messenger RNA of Porites lobata, 14559 nucleotides long. The record is from the annotation of a GenBank genome assembly. Lineage: Eukaryota; Metazoa; Cnidaria; Anthozoa; Scleractinia; Poritidae.